AAAGAAAAGAAAAAAAAAAGAAAAGGAAAAUAAAAAAAAUGAAAAAAAAAACAACAAAAAGAGAUUUUGGUUUGGAGGGGCUGCGGGUACAACAGGACAGAGGGUGGUGGAUUGGUUUUGGCAGGGACGGUUUUGAUUUGAAAAAGAAAAAUUGGCAGAGACAAAAACGGUUAAAGGAAUCACAAUGGAGGGUGGAAUGGGCAGGUCAUCUAGCGGGUUGAAAAGGUAUUAGCCAUCAAGAAAAAAAGGGGACAACAAAAAAAAAAAAAAAGAGGACGUCUGGAGUUAGAGAAGGGUCUUCAGGGGAGAAAGGGCAGAGGAUAGAGGGAGGAUUCCAUUGAAAACAAAAGGCAAGAAAAGAAGGACAUCACGCUCGGAGGCUCCAGAGAAUUAUUCCUUCACACACCCGUAACCAUGGACACCACGUUUUGAAAAAAAACAGUAUCACUCCCCUACAGUCAGCUCCUACGGAUACCAUUCCAUCAUCUUCGUCAAACACAAUCACCCCAUUAACCAUUCAGAGACACCACCACAACAAGGGCACAAAAUCAAAAAGACGAGCUCGGAGAGAAGAAGCAAAAAAAGGCAAGAGGAGCUCCAAAGAGGUGAGGGUUUGGGUGCAUUACAUUCACCCUUCACACACACACUUUGUGCAUCUACUGAGUGGGACCCUAUACCUAGGUCUGAGCGUAACUUAGAAUUAGAGGAGUUGUGUAGCGGUGUCACUCUGGGAUGUACUUCCUGUUUGGCUAUCGUGAGAACUCCAACUAGAGUUUGUUCUCUUCAUUUGUGUCUCCACACCUAGUUGAUUACUCGACUGUUGUGGAGAUGUUGUGAAGGGGGUCAUAGCUCUAGUGACCAUCGACCUUUAGAUUUAAGGAACCACCCUGGUGAGAUUGCAUAUACUUAACCUUGAAUCUGAAGUGUUGAACCUUUUCUAGGGCACAAAGGGAGAUGUGUGUUGUCUUAUAAUCCUCAUCUUUGCUUAAUAAAAAUUUACACCAUGUACAUAUCACCGUUUUUUUAUAUAUAAUUCUUUUUCUUUCUUUCUUUUUCUCAUGCACUUUUAUGGUCUUGUCAUUGGUUCUAGGUAGGAAUUAUAAAUUUGUGAUUAAGCCUUCGAGGUAAAAUGGAAAUUAACAUGAGAUUUGAAGUCGAGGAGGGUUCAAGUUCAGACACUUUGAAGGAGAGUAUAGCCAUUGAAGCAGAAGAAGUUAAUAUGGGUAGUCUAAGAGAACUGGUGAAGAAAAUGAAUAUUGUCCAAAAGGAUGCAUUCAGGAAGGAAUAUGGGAAUUUGUUGGGUUUGUUAGAGGUGGAAGUUCAAACAUCAGCAAUUACUGCUUUAGUCCAGUACUAUGAUCCACCACUGAGAUGUUUCACUUUUCGGGAUUUCCAAUUGGUGCCAACAGUGGAGGAAUUCGAGCAAAUCUUAGGUAUACCUCUUGAGGGAAAAAGUCCAUACAACUACCUUGGGCAUUAUAUCCCUGUCUUGCAGCUAGCAAGAAUCAUGAAAGUACACCCUAUGCAGUUGGAAAGUGAGUUCACAGUCAAGGGUAAAGCGAGGGGCCUUCCUCAGAAAUACCUAGAGAAAUACUUGCAUCGUUUGGCUGAAGAGGAAAAAUGGGAAACAUUUAUGGAUGUUUUGGCUCUUAUUCUUUACGGUGUCAUGCUUUUUCCUAACAUCGAGAGUUUCGUCGACAAUGCCGCCAUGAAUGCAUUUGUGGGAUACAAAGAGCGCUCUGAGAAUCCAGUCACCACUGUCCUAGCUGAAGUUUAUGGGACCCUCAAUCAAUGUUAUGAGCUAAAGGGAGGAAAAAUGUCAUGUUGUCUACCAGUGUUGUAUGUAUGGUUCGUCUCUCGGGUGAAUGAGAACACAUUGAAUGCCACAUGUCCCGUGGAUGCGCUACUACAGUGUAAACCAAAUAUAAAAGGAGCAAAUGAAUGGGCGCAGCUUUGUGCAAGUUUAAAUGUGGAUCAAAUUAAAUGGAAUGUCCUUUGGCAGCAAAAAUCGCAAAUCAUAUAUUAUUGCGGGAGGUACCCUAAUGUGCCCCUCAUGGGUAUCAGGUGUUGCAUUAACUACAAUCCUGUGUUAGCGCAAAGGUAAUUCGGGUAUCCUAUGAGAGGAUCACCUACAUUUGCAUCUCUUGCCAUAUUGUAGAUCUAUUAUGAGGAAGGAACAUUGGUUGAAAUGCUUCAUCAAAUUAGGGAUGCUUGGGGCAAUGUCGUUCGUGCAGAAAGGGACCCAAGACCUUGGACUGUCGAUGAGAGAAUUCCUUACAGCCAUUGGAUUGCAGAAAGGGUUAAGACAGCGAAGUUGCCUUUCAAGUUAAUUUCUCCUAACCUAGAGAGGGAGGAGCAGCUUCAUAAGGCUGAAGGUGAAGAGGUGGAACUGUUGAAGGCUGAAUUAGAGCUGAUGAAACUAGAAAAUAUCAAGUUGACUAGUUAUCUUCAGAAUCUACAACGCGAUUAUGCAAAUCUCAAGCAAGAUAGUGUGGAAAACUAUGAAGCAUGUGAAAAGUUGUUAUUAAAACAAAUGAGAGAAUUGGUGGCAGCCAAAACAGAGCUAGCCUCGAAAGAUCGGGAAUAUGGUAUAAUUGAUAUAUCAGAGCGUGCUAUAAAGCAGAUGUGUGACGAAUUUAAGAGGGACAAGGAAAAAGCACUGGAGGACCUGCGCAAAAUGCAUAUCAGAUUGGAAGACGCCGAACAACAGGCGAAAGUUGUCCCUCUUUACUUAGAUAUUACUAGAUAAUAUGAAAAUUUGAUAUUUUCGUAUUAUCAGAGUAAAAGCUAAGUAAAGAUAGAAACACUAAUUUCG
This is a messenger RNA of Vigna radiata var. radiata (mung bean), 2815 nucleotides long. RefSeq lists its product as uncharacterized. Bases 1130 to 2104 code for a protein of 324 amino acids. The record is from RefSeq and is a predicted model, not a curated record. The transcript is spliced from 2 exons. Lineage: Eukaryota; Viridiplantae; Streptophyta; Magnoliopsida; Fabales; Fabaceae.